AUGGCUUUUCUGAAUAUUUUUAAACAAAAAAGUGGUGAUGAAGCUUCACAAUUGACGACGAAGGGAAGAAAAGAAAUUUCUCAGUCGAUCAAAAUAUGUUCAGGUGAUGACGGCGCUGAUCAGCACGAUUGUACUGGUGAUUGUAAAAUAGAAAUUGAUGAGGGAGAGCAGGCCUUUGCCAAACUAAAGAUUGAACACGAAACUCCCUUAUUAAAUUCAUCUAAGACACCAAAAAUUCACUUUGUUGUGCCUACAUCUCAAGUAGAUUGGCAGCAUGAUGCUUGCUUAGAGGAUCCAGGAUCUGUGCAGUACAAAAUCUCCCAAUGGUGUAACAGUAACUCCGACAAAUAUUCGAACGUGGGUACAGGAAAGACGUUAAAUUGUGCGGUUUCUUCUCUACCUAAAGAUAUCAUGGAUAUACAAGUUAUGCGGGGAACCAAGAACAAUGUUCUUGUCCUCCCUUAUUUCAUCUGGCUGAACGGUCUUAAGUCGGAUAACGUCGCGGAAACCUUGGACGAUUUGGUCCCUGCUUUAUUGAACAAUACUGUCUCGAGGGAGAAGUUGCUAGAAACACGGCCAAAUAUAUCAGUAGCACGUGAACGUGCAUUUGUCUUCAUAUGCUCACAUACCACAAGAGACAAAAGAUGUGGGAUUACCGCCCCAUAUUUAAAAAGGGUGUUUGAUGGUAAAUUACAAGAGCAUGGUCUAUACAGGGAUAAUUCUGAUUAUAGGCCAGAUGGCGUUAAAAUUGCGUUUGUUAAUCAUGUCGGUGGUCAUAAGUUUGCAGCGAAUGUUCAAAUCUAUUUGCAAAACUCUAAUACCUUAAUCUGGCUGGGGAGAGUAACGCCAGUUAUCGUCCCUUCCAUUGUGGAGCACCUGAUAGUUCCCGAAGAACCUAUGCUUCCAUUUCCUGAGAAAGUCCGUUGCAUCAAGAAAUAUCAAAGCUGGUAA
Saccharomyces kudriavzevii IFO 1802 is the source of this 951-nucleotide messenger RNA. It is a transcript of the gene APD1, whose product is annotated as Apd1p. The coding region runs from base 1 to 951 and encodes 316 amino acids. Lineage: Eukaryota; Fungi; Ascomycota; Saccharomycetes; Saccharomycetales; Saccharomycetaceae. The record is from RefSeq and is a predicted model, not a curated record. The transcript has a single exon.